UCCCCCUUUCUGGAUCCCGCCUGGUCCGCACUGGUCCUGGAGACAGUCAGAGUAGUCCAGCCUUGACAGCGGUUAAUAAGCUCCUGUCAGCGAUACAUCAAUUCUGUACCGUGAACACAUCAGCAGUGUGAGGGUUAGUCCCAGCAUCUCGUUCGUGUCAGCCUGCUGUGGAGGUUUCAUCUCUCCAGCUCCUUCCUCUCCUCCGCCACUCAGCGGACCUGCCACACGUUUUCAGUGUGACCAACAAGUCAGCACUUGAUCUGGACAUCUAAAAGCUGACUGUCUUUUAAAAAAAAAAAAAAAAAAAAUUCGCUUCUUUUUAUAACAAAUAUAAAAAAAAAUUUUUUUGUUUGUUUUUUAAUGGUACAAUGUCGUCAUUGCCAGGAACUGUUCCGCGGAUGAUGCGCCCGACUCCCGGACAAAACUAUUCCCGCUCCGGAUUCCCUCUGGAAGUGUCCACUCCUCUGGGCCAGGGACGGGUCAACCAGCUCGGGGGCGUCUUCAUCAACGGCCGGCCGCUGCCCAACCACAUCCGACACAAGAUCGUGGAGAUGGCCCACCACGGGAUCCGGCCCUGCGUCAUCUCCAGGCAGCUGCGGGUCUCCCACGGCUGCGUGUCAAAGAUCCUGUGCCGCUACCAGGAGACGGGCUCCAUCCGGCCCGGAGCGAUAGGCGGCAGCAAGCCCAGGCAGGUAGCGACGCCCGACGUGGAGAAGCGGGUAGAGGAGUACAAGCGGGACAACCCCGGUAUGUUCAGCUGGGAGAUACGGGAUAAGCUGCUGAAAGACGGCGUGUGUGACAGAAGCACAGUUCCUUCAGGUGAGGCCUCCUCUGUGAGCUCGAUCAGCCGUGUACUUCGAGCUCGAUUUGGAAAAAAGGACGACGAGGACGAAUGCGAUAAAAAGGAUGAAGACGGAGACAAGAAGACGAAGCACAGCAUCGACGGCAUCCUCGGAGACAAAGGCAGUCGGAUGGAUGAAGUGUCAGAUGUGGAAUCUGAACCUGACCUCCCCCUGAAGAGGAAGCAGCGAAGGAGUCGGACUACAUUCACAGCAGAGCAGCUGGAGGAGCUGGAGAAAGCUUUUGAAAGAACACAUUACCCCGACAUUUACACCAGGGAGGAGCUGGCACAGAGGACGAAACUCACUGAGGCUAGGGUCCAGGUGUGGUUCAGUAAUCGAAGGGCCAGGUGGCGAAAACAAGCUGGAGCCAGUCAGCUAGCAGCAUUCAACCACCUUCUGCCAGGAGGAUUUCCUCCGACAGGAAUGCCAACGCUUCCUACGUACCAGCUGCCAGAGUCCAGCUACCCAGGCAACUCUCUCUCUCAAGAUGGUGGUGGUACAGUUCACCGACCCCAGCCUUUACCUCCAUCCACCAUGCACCAGAGUGGUCUGUCCAGCCCUGACAACAGCUCUGCCUAUGGUCUGACCUCCAACCGCCACGGCUUCUCCAGCUACUCUGACACCUUCAUGAGCUCUGCAGCACCUAGCAACCAUGUCAACCCUGUCAGCAAUGGAAUUUCCCCACAGGUUAUGAGCAUCCUGAGUAACCCCAGCAGUGUUUCAUCACAGCCACAACACGACUUCUCCAUCUCACCACUCCACAGCACGUUGGACUCUUCAUCCAACAGUAUCUCAGCCAGCUGCAACCAGCGUUCAACUGAGGCUUCUAUUAAAACAGUGGACAGCAUUCCCUCAUCCCAGUCUUACUGCCCCCCCACAUACAGCACUACCAGCUACAGCAUGGACCCAGCUGUGGCAGCUGCCGGUUACCAGUACAGUCAGUAUGGCCAGACUGCUGUGGAUUACCUGGCAAAGAACGUCAGCCUUUCCAGUCAGCGCAGGAUGAAGCUGGCUGACCACUCAGCUGUACUGGGACUGCUGCAAGUCGAGACUGGCCAGGCCUACUAGCACUCGCCUAACAUAAUUAAACAUGCUUGCAUGACAUCGGGUCACCAGCACAACCAACCCACAUCUUUCCUACAAUGCUGAUCUUCCAGACAGCAUGCAAUAGUGUGGCACAGAUUGACAAUAUGUUGGGCUGAAAUUUAGAUUUUUUAAACUCUAUUUUAUUUUUUUAAACUCUAUUUUAUGUUUCUGGUUCUUCAGGGUUUAAAGUUUGAAAAAUGUAGCUGUCCAAGCUUGAAACAUUCCCCAUGAGACCAACCAAAAACAUUAGAAGAAUUUCAAGUGUUAGAAAUAAAACUCUGUUUUUUUUUUUGCACCCCUUUUUUAAAAAAAAAAAAAAUUAUUAUUUUUUCAAUAUGCAGCAUCACAGUGUUUAGCUUUACUGGAAGACUAUUAAUGAGUAAUUUAAACAAUUGCCAUGCAACAAUUACUCAGCCAAUCAAUUUGAGUGUAACUUGUGACAUUCUACCUACAAUUAAUUUCACAAAACCCAAGACAGAUGUUUAUUAUUAAGUAAAAAUAUCAUCUGCUCCUAAGUGCUUUUACACUGCAAGAAUGUCCACAAUGAAACAACAGCAACAACAGGAAAACAGCUAAAUCUCAUAUAUAUAUAUAUA
This is a messenger RNA of Amphiprion ocellaris (clown anemonefish), 2524 nucleotides long. RefSeq names its product paired box protein Pax-7-like. NCBI's taxonomy places the organism in Eukaryota, Metazoa, Chordata, Actinopteri, Pomacentridae. Gene Ontology annotation, biological process: regulation of transcription by RNA polymerase II; anatomical structure development. Bases 369 to 1910 code for a protein of 513 amino acids. The transcript is spliced from 9 exons. The record is from RefSeq and is a predicted model, not a curated record. Gene Ontology annotation, molecular function: DNA-binding transcription factor activity, RNA polymerase II-specific; RNA polymerase II cis-regulatory region sequence-specific DNA binding.